ACGCAUCUCUGUUUUACUUUUAGCGUGUCUUGCUUUCCUUUGUCGUCUUGGAAACCCUUUUUCCUGAUUUGCUCGCCUUCUUUCAAGGAAGAGAAGGCCCUAAAAGGAGGAAUUUUUAGACCGACGCGCCGAUCUCGUCCCCUUCGCCUCGCGAUUUCUCGAGGCAGCUGGAUCAACAUGUCGUCCCCCAGCAAGCGCCGCGAGAUGGACCUGAUGAAACUGAUGAUGAGUGACUAUAAGGUGGAGAUGUUGAACGAUGGGAUUCAGGAAUUCUUAGUGGAUUUCCAUGGCCCCAACGAAAGCCUUUAUCAAGGAGGUGUUUGGAGGGUAAGGGUGGAAUUACCAGAUGCUUAUCCUUACAAAUCUCCGUCCAUUGGAUUUAUCAAUAAGAUGUAUCAUCCUAAUGUAGAUGAGAUGUCUGGUUCAGUUUGUUUGGAUGUAAUCAACCAAACUUGGAGUCCCAUGUUUGAUCUUGUUAAUGUAUUUGAGGUUUUUCUUCCACAACUCCUUUUAUAUCCAAAUCCUUCAGACCCAUUAAAUGGGGAGGCUGCAGCAUUAAUGAUGCGUGAUCGACCUGCUUAUGAGCAGAAAGUGAAAGGCCUUUUACCCCUCAUGCCGUCAACUCUAAUCUAUUUAACUCAUUGUCAACAUCAAGUUAUGUCUCCCAAAUAUUUGAGAUCAGAAUACUGUCAAAAAUACGCCAAGCCUGAAGAUGUAGAGGCUUCCCUGGGAGAGAAAUCAAGUGAUGAAGAGCUGAGCGAAGAUGAAUACGAUUCUAGUGAUGAACAAGUGGUUGGGAAACCUGAUCCUUGAUGAACAUUGCCUGUUGAUUGUACAUUGUCUCUGUACCAGCUACUGGAAAUAUCAAACUCUUCAUUUCAUGUGCCGCUACUGUAAAUAAGCAAUACUAAUCAUCAAGUUGUUUAUGUCUGUUGGAUUAAUGGAUCUAACGAUCAUUGAAUA
Messenger RNA from Zingiber officinale, 963 nucleotides. RefSeq names its product ubiquitin-conjugating enzyme E2 4-like. Gene Ontology annotation, molecular function: ubiquitin conjugating enzyme activity. The record is from RefSeq and is a predicted model, not a curated record. Bases 178 to 813 code for a protein of 211 amino acids. The transcript has 7 exons. Gene Ontology annotation, biological process: ubiquitin-dependent protein catabolic process; protein polyubiquitination. Lineage: Eukaryota; Viridiplantae; Streptophyta; Magnoliopsida; Zingiberales; Zingiberaceae. Gene Ontology annotation, cellular component: nucleus.